CUUCUCCACUUACGUGGACGUACACAAUAAGGCAAUCCACAUUCACAAUUCACCAAAUCAUCCUCUUUCGUCUUCCAUAAUUACACAUCUGCCACUUCCGUCCACACUUCGCAAAAAGCUCACUUCCUUUACUCUCCCUCUGCUCCACAGCUCUCUCUCUCUCUCUCUCUCUCUCUCAUCCAUGGCUUCUCUGCAAACCCAUCAUCACCAUCUCCAAUUUCACCGCUGUUUCUCUUCACUCCCAUCGACACUCUAUUAUCUAAGAAACCGUAAGCUCUCUCAGCGUUUCUCGGCACCCUCGGUUUCUAGGAAAGUUAGGGUUUUGGCUUCCAGAGUAAACUUCAGAGGCAAAUUUUGCCCAUGCAAAGCUGGUACGGAGAUUGGAAAGGUUUCGGUUGAGGAAGAAAUCGAACGGCCUCCGUUCGAUAUCAAUCUGGCUGUUAUUCUUGCCGGUUUUGCAUUCGAGGCCUAUACUAGCCCUCCCGAAAAUGUUGGUAGGCGAGAAGUUGAUGCUGCAGAUUGCAAGACAGUCUAUCUGUCAGAGUCAUUUGUACGUGAUAUAUAUGAUGGCCAAUUGUUUGUAAAAUUGCAAAAGGGUUUCAAUCUUCCUGCCAUGGACCCAUGGGGGACUAGUGAUCCUUAUGUCGUCAUGCAAUUGGACGGUCAAGUAGUCAAAAGCCAGAUUAAAUGGGGGACAAAAGAGCCAACGUGGAAUGAGGACUUCACUUUCAAUAUCAAGCAGCUGCCAAACAAAAAUCUUCAGAUUGCAGCUUGGGAUGCAAACCUUGUAACUCCACAUAAACGCAUGGGGAAUGCAGGCAUCAGUCUUGAACAUGUCUUUGAUGGGAACUCGCAUGAGGUAGUGGUUGAAUUGGAAGGAAUGGGAGGUGGGGGAAUGUUACAAUUAGAGGUGAAGUAUAAAACUUUUGAUGAAAUUGAGGAGGAAAAGAAGUGGUGGAGGGUCCCAUUUGUUUCAGAAUUUUUGCGUCAAAAGGGUUUUGAGGCUGCUUUUCAAAAGUUUGUUGGCUCGGAAACUGUCCAAGCACGCGAGUUUGUGGAAUAUGCUUUUGGGCAGUUGAGGUCCUUCAAUGAUGCAUACCUUGGGAAGGAUAAGCUUUUAAACAGUGCUACCACAGAAGGCAGUGGAGAAUCUAAUAAUCUUACACUUCUGACAGACAUUUCUACACAGAUGGAGAUUACUGUUGACGACCCUUCGAAAGGCACAAGUGAAGAUAUCGGGAACAAUUUAGAGGAUUUUAACAGAGACUAUGAUGGAGUGGGCAAUGGAGAUGCCCCUGUUCCAGUAAAAAAAAUUGGUGAGGAAAUGCAAUCGGAUAAGCAUUUCUGGAAGAACUUUGCAAAUGUUAUCAAUCAAAAUGUUGUUCAGAAACUUGAUCUCCCAAUUAUGGAUAAACUGAAGUGGGAUGGAUAUGACUUAUUAAAUAGAAUUGGUUUACAGUCAAGAAGGAUAGCCGAAGCAGGCUAUAUUGAAUCAGGACUUGCAACUCCAGAUGGAAUGGAUGAUGAUAAAGAUAAAGAAAAUGGAUCACUUGCCAUUAACACGAUUCAGUCUUCACUACCAGAUAUAAGGAAAGCAACAGAGGAUCUAUUGAGGCAAACCGAUUCUGUUUUAGGUGCAUUAAUGGUUUUGACUGCUGCAGUUUCUAAAUCAAAUAGGGAAGCACGUCUUUUUGGAAAGGGUGACUCUAAGCAAGAGGAUGCUUCCAAUGUGAAAGAUGGUAUUUUAAAAUAUUCCAAGAGGGGGGAGCUUGGUAGCUUACAAGAUGGAUCACUGUUGGAUGAAAAUAAAGCCAAGGAGAUGAAAGCACUCUUUUCAACUGCAGAAACUGCCAUGGAGGCUUGGGCAAUGCUUGCUACUUCACUGGGACAUCCAAGUUUUAUAAAAUCUGAAUUUGAGAAGAUAUGUUUCUUAGAUAAUUCAACAACUGACACACAAGUGGCAAUUUGGCGAGAUUCUGUGCGGAGAAGAUUAGUUAUUGCUUUUCGGGGAACAGAACAGGCAAGAUGGAAAGACUUGAGAACGGAUCUAAUGUUGGUUCCUGCUGGGCUAAAUCCUGAAAGGAUAGGCGGAGACUUCAAGCAAGAAGUUCAGGUUCACAGCGGUUUUUUAAGUGCAUAUGAUUCAGUCAGGAUAAGGAUCAUCUCUCUCAUUAAAUUGGCUAUUGGUUAUAAUCUUGAAGAUAAUGCUGAUCCACUACCCAAAUGGCAUGUUUAUGUGACCGGACAUAGUCUAGGUGGUGCAUUGGCUACCCUUCUUGCUCUUGAACUUUCGUCAAGCCAACUGGCAAAGCGUGGGGCGAUUUCUGUGACCAUGUAUAACUUUGGAUCUCCUAGAGUUGGUAACAGAAGAUUUGCAGAAGUUUAUAAUCAGAAAGUUAAAGAUAGCUGGAGAGUUGUAAACCACAGAGACAUUAUACCUACAGUUCCGCGCUUGAUGGGCUAUUGUCAUGUAGCUCAACCUGUUUAUUUAGCAGCAGGCGAUCUAAGAAAUGCUUUGGAAAAUUUGGAGCUUAUGGGAGAUGAUUACCAGGGUGAUGUGCUUGGGGAGUCCACACCAGAUGUACUUGUCAGUGAAUUUAUGAAGGGUGAGAAGGAACUUGUUGAAAAAAUACUACAAACCGAAAUAAACAUAUUCCGAUCAAUCAGAGAUGGCAGUGCACUUAUGCAACAUAUGGAGGAUUUCUAUUACAUCACAUUACUAGAGAAUGUGAGAUCUAAUUACCAAACUGUUGCAAGGUUCAACUCCAAUGAAGGAGACAGCCAACAAUCAACUGAGAUUUAGCAUCUCUAGUAAUACUUACUUGUGUUAAUAUUUUGUAUAGCAAUGGUAUAUGAUUGCAUCAUGAUUCUUUCUUUUUUUUUUUUUUUUUUCCCCUGUUAUAUUAUCCUUAAGUACAUUGAAUUGUACUUGAAAAUCUUUCCUUACUACAGUCCAACUUAUAGACAUAACAUUGCUAGGCAUGCAUAGAUAAUGUAUUUCAAUAAACAUAUCAAAUUGUAGAUAUUAGUUUCA
Messenger RNA from Ziziphus jujuba (common jujube), 3034 nucleotides. RefSeq lists its product as uncharacterized. The transcript has 18 exons. Gene Ontology annotation, biological process: lipid metabolic process. NCBI's taxonomy places the organism in Eukaryota, Viridiplantae, Streptophyta, Magnoliopsida, Rosales, Rhamnaceae. The coding region runs from base 182 to 2803 and encodes 873 amino acids. The record is from RefSeq and is a predicted model, not a curated record.